Molecule: messenger RNA, 1154 nt
Organism: Xiphias gladius (swordfish)
Lineage: Eukaryota; Metazoa; Chordata; Actinopteri; Istiophoriformes; Xiphiidae
Gene: naa20
Product: N-alpha-acetyltransferase 20, NatB catalytic subunit
Exons: 6
Coding region: 388-972 (194 amino acids)
Biological process (GO): N-terminal peptidyl-methionine acetylation
Cellular component (GO): NatB complex
Molecular function (GO): protein-N-terminal amino-acid acetyltransferase activity
Source: RefSeq, a predicted model, not a curated record
CCGGCCCUCUGUCUAAAACACGCAGACUCACCUCGCUGUGUGCAACACUCCGGUUCUCCACCUCUGGUUGAACCGUGAGGUUCCACCUCCGUGGCGGUGUGAGGUUUCUCAGAAAAAGGGGGGGUGCGGUUCAUUAUUUCAACGGCAGAUGGCGAUGGUGACUGAAGACGAACUGUAGUGGAAAUGCAGAUUAUUUAGUUCACUAGGAAAAAAACAAGUGUGCUUUGGAGAAAAGGGGAAAAAACAGACGUUAAAAAUAUAAAUGUACAAAUCAAACAUGGAGUACUGUCUACAGAAAGCAUUCCUCCACACUGUAGCACAUCCCAGUCAGCAGGGGGCGCUACUCCUCCUUUUCUUUUCUUUUCUUUUGCCUUUUAGCGUUAGCCGAUGUCUCUUUGCCCCUGCGAGGUGAAGGGUCACACAGCGGCGGCCAAGAUGACAACAUUGCGACCGUUUACCUGCGACGAUUUGUUUAAAUUCAACAACAUCAACCUGGAUCCUUUGACAGAAACUUAUGGGAUCCCCUUUUACCUCCAGUACCUGGCUCACUGGCCGGAGUACUUCAUCGUUGCAGAGGCUCCUGGUGGUGAACUGAUGGGCUACAUCAUGGGCAAGGCGGAGGGAUCCGUGGCGCGCGAGGAGUGGCACGGACACGUCACGGCUCUGUCGGUUGCCCCAGAGUUCAGGCGACUCGGUCUGGCGGCCAAGCUCAUGGAGAUGCUGGAGGAGAUCUCGGAGAGGAAAGGUGGAUUCUUUGUGGAUCUCUUCGUGCGAGUCUCCAACCAAGUGGCGGUGAACAUGUACAAGCGUCUGGGCUACAGCGUCUACAGGACGGUGAUAGAAUAUUACUCAGCUAGCAACGGAGAACCUGACGAAGACGCUUACGAUAUGAGGAAAGCUCUCUCCAGAGACACGGAGAAGAAGUCGAUCAUCCCGCUGCCACAUCCUGUCAGACCAGAAGACAUCGAAUAACAGUGGACUGUGGCUCUCUGACUGAUAAUCAGAUGUGAGAUAUGUAAUAAUUACAGGACCUGCUCAGUUACAUUGUACAUAGUUAAACUGUCACAGAUGCUGCUUUCCCGAUUCUCAAAGUCAGAGAGCCGCUGCUUGUACAAAUUUAGAUUUUCUAAAUCAAUAAAUAAAUUCCCCAUUCA